AUGUCAAAGGAGAAUCAAAGUAGCGUUGUUCACCGCAAGGAUGCUCGAGGUAUGUGGCUAGAAUUGCAAGAGAGAUUCUCUCAGACUAAUACAGUUUUGUUGUUCAAUAUAGAGAAUGCUAUACAUGGGUGUGAACAAGGAUCAAGCUCAGUCAAUUCCUUUUACACGAAACUCAAAGGUCUUUGGGAUGAAAAGGACGCUCUUUGUUCCUUUCCUCCUUGUACCUGUGAGGCUGCAACGGAGGUCAAGACUUUCAUUGAAACUCAAAAGACCAUGAAAUUCCUUAUGGGAUUGAAUGAGAGUUUCGCACAAACCCGCAGCACCAUAAUAGGAAUGGACCCUCUUCCCAAUCUCAACAAAGCUUAUGCAAUGGUGUUACGUCAAGAGAAGCAGGCGGAAACUGUCGCUAACAAAUCCACACUUCCAUCAGAAUCUUCUGCCUUUGCGGUCAAGGGAGUGAACAGAGCCUACAAUCCUAAAGAAGGAGAGAACCGCAACUUCAAUCCUAGUGCGGGAACAUCAAGAUUUUGUGAGAAGUGUGGGAUGAAUAAUCACACUGCUCGGUAUUGCAGGGCACACUUGAAGUGCACAUAUUGCGAGGGCAAAGGGCACACCUACGCAUAUUAUCGCAGAAGGAAGAAUGAUAAUGCUGCUGCUGAAGGUGGACAAAUUCGAUCCAAGGCAAAUCAUGUUGAGGCACAAAAUGAUAACAAGGAAGCUGCUUCUGUCAAUUUUCCAUUCACAAAAGAGGAGUGUCAACAUCUCCUCAACCAACUCAUAACUCAAACAAAGCCUGCGUCUGCCAAUUUGGUCGGUAACAUCUCAAACUAUGAGGAACUUUCAGGAUCGACGAUCGGGGAGGAUGAUUGGGACGGGAACUGA
Molecule: messenger RNA, 882 nt
Organism: Rosa rugosa (rugosa rose)
Lineage: Eukaryota; Viridiplantae; Streptophyta; Magnoliopsida; Rosales; Rosaceae
Exons: 2
Coding region: 1-882 (293 amino acids)
Source: RefSeq, a predicted model, not a curated record